AUGAACAACACUCAAGCUGAGACGUCCGUAAUAGGCAUGAUCGACAUGUUUCACAAAUACACCAGACGUGAUGACAAGAUUGACAAGCCAAGCCUGCUGACGAUGAUGAAGGAGAACUUCCCCAACUUCCUCAGUGCCUGUGACAAAAAGGGCACAAAUUACCUGGCCAAUGUCUUUGAGAAAAAAGACAAGAAUGAGGAUAAGAAGAUUGAUUUUUCUGAGUUUCUGUCCUUGCUGGGAGACAUAGCCACAGACUACCACAAGCAGAGCCACGGAGCGGCGCCCUGUUCCGGGGGAAGCCAGUGA
Molecule: messenger RNA, 306 nt
Organism: Symphalangus syndactylus (siamang)
Lineage: Eukaryota; Metazoa; Chordata; Mammalia; Primates; Hylobatidae
Product: protein S100-A7-like
Biological process (GO): endothelial cell migration
Cellular component (GO): cytoplasm; extracellular exosome
Molecular function (GO): calcium-dependent protein binding; transition metal ion binding; calcium ion binding
Source: RefSeq, a predicted model, not a curated record